AUGUCUCGUGUCAAGUCAACCCUUGCCCUUGUCGGUGCCUUUGCCGUUAGUGCCCUUGCCCAUGGCAAGGUCGAUGGCUACGUGUUCGACGGCGCAUAUGCCCAGGGCUACAGCCUCGACUAUUACUACCUCAAGCAGAACGGCGGCACUCCCCCCACCAUCGCCGCCUGGUCCGCCGAGAACCUUGACAACGGCUUCGUCGACGGCACCGGCUACGCCAGCGCCGACAUCAACUGCCACAAGAACGCCGCCCCUGGAGGCACCGCCGCCAAGGUCGCGGCCGGCGGCAAGGUCGAGUUCCAGUGGUCCGCCUGGCCCGAGUCGCACUUCGGCCCCGUCCUGACCUACGCCGCCAAGGUCGAUGGCGACUUCGCCUCGGUCGACAAGCUCAAGCUCAAAUGGGUCAAAAUCGACGAGGCCGGGAUCGACAUCGACACCCAGGAGUGGGCCGCCACCAAGCUUAUCAAGAACAAUAACACCUGGACCUCGACCAUCCCCUCGGACCUUGCAGCCGGCAACUACGUCCUCCGCCACGAGAUCAUUGCCAUGCACGCCGCCGGAACCCCGAACGGCGCCCAGAACUACCCCCAGUGCGUCAACGUUGAGAUCACUGGAUCCGGUACCGCCAACCCCGAAGGCACCCUCGGCACGGAGCUGUACAAGGCCACUGACUCUGGCAUCCAGUUCAACCCGUACACCACCAUCUCGGAGUACACCAUCCCCGGCCCCGCGCUUUUCGGCUCCGGUGGCGGCCCCGGCCCUAGUCCUGGCUCCGGUUCCGCCCCUACCCCCAUCACUAAUGGCACGACUCCUGCCAACUCCACCAAGCCUGCCAUCCCGGUCACCUCUGAUAACGCCGACGCCGACGACUGCCCCGCCCAAAAGGCCCGUCGUCACGCUCGCUCCUUCCGUCGUCGUCGCGCCCCCUCUUUCCACUUGUAA
This is a messenger RNA of Colletotrichum graminicola M1.001, 942 nucleotides long. RefSeq names its product glycosyl hydrolase family 61. The transcript is spliced from 2 exons. The record is from RefSeq and is a predicted model, not a curated record. The coding region runs from base 1 to 942 and encodes 313 amino acids. NCBI's taxonomy places the organism in Eukaryota, Fungi, Ascomycota, Sordariomycetes, Glomerellales, Glomerellaceae.